This is a messenger RNA of Bolinopsis microptera, 4034 nucleotides long. RefSeq lists its product as uncharacterized. Gene Ontology annotation, biological process: cell-cell adhesion. Gene Ontology annotation, molecular function: protein binding. Gene Ontology annotation, cellular component: membrane. Bases 1332 to 3923 code for a protein of 863 amino acids. The transcript has 19 exons. The record is from RefSeq and is a predicted model, not a curated record. Lineage: Eukaryota; Metazoa; Ctenophora; Tentaculata; Lobata; Bolinopsidae.
UAGAUUUUAUAAAAGCUCUCUUUCUCCUCUUACUGACGCAAUAGAAUAUACUCGGGCGGACUCAUCCCGGAAUUCAGGGGAAGCAGCCGAAGGCUUCAAGUCCAAUAAUCCACAUUUUUCUCGUGAUUAUCGACGAAAUUUAACUUCUUUCGGACUUCAUUUUCAGACUGAACUGUAGUAUGAAGGACUAUCUCUCGAAUGAUCAAGACUCCAUAGGAAACUGAUCCUCAGAAGUCAAGUAAUGAUCGUUUCUAAAAGCUUGGGUAAGCCAAAAUUUUACGCAAAAUUGUCUACGCGCCAAUAAUUAUUAAUUAUGACACCCUGCUGUAUAAUUAUAUCGUCAUACGUCAGAGACUUGACAUCGCCAUGCACAUUAUAUCGCCAUGUGAUUCAUAAAAUAGUAAUUAGUAUACCGUUUCUGUAGCUCUGUAAAAUUUUCGUCGAAACUGACAACAAUCCUUUCGAGAAUUUUGUCGUAUCUCCUCCAUUUCACAUGCACUCGUUUGCGACACCGAUGUGCCCACGUGCUUAUUACAAAGUCUGAAAUAUAUUGCGCGCGCGGAUCUCGACUCGCACGUAACAAUUAGCAAUUUACCGAUUCUUUUGCAUUUUGUGUCUUUUGUCAUUUCUUUGUUGUUAUCGCGUGCUCCGUGCGCCGUACAAAAAUUUAUGUACAAAAGCACAUUUUGAUGCAAAUUUUGCCCCGUCUAUUAUACCUAUAGUGGCAAUAUUUUUUUGAUAUAAACAGCAACUAUCGAGUUAAGGCGCCCAUUCCGAAAAUCGAUAAACUGAUCUUUAAUAAAUGGUUUCUUUAACGCUGAGAGUUGUGCACGACGUCUUUUAUUUCAGGUCAUUAGACUCAUUACUAUAAGUAUAUGGUAUGCCACAAAUGUAAAAUGCAAAUGUUGCAUGUCUGUUUGUUUUCAUAUACCUUAUCGGACGUUAUUUGACCGGACAUACUUUUAACCGGACAUUAAAAUGAACGCUCAAAAGGCCAUCUACUUAGGAGGUCCUCCAAAAUUUGAACGGUCAUUAAAAUGAAUGGUAGGGCCUUUUCUAGCGUCCGAUUAAUGUCCGAAAAGUAUUUGCUGAUUAUUCCCGUUGAUGUUAAGGGUUGCUUGGAUUUGAUUCCCCGCAAUCGAAUUUUGCUACGUAUUCAUUCAUCAUUGAUUUGUAUGAGCCUUCUUUCCUAGAUCUACUAAAAUAAACAUUGUGAUUUUAAUUCAUCCGAAAGCUUAAUUUAUAACAUUGAUUGAUCAAAUGUUUUGCCCAUUACAUUAGGAUGUGUCCUUUCCAAGAAUUAAUGGAGAGCUACUUUUAAAACUUGAUAGAUGUCUUUCGACCGAAAAAUGUUACAGAUCUACGUUUCAUUUUUUGCAUUACUGCCGUGCACUAUAGCUCAAAAUGAAGAUAUAGAUGGAACUCACAUCUCAGUCGAGCCCCCUAUGAACAAAUGGCCGAUAAUAUGGCAUCAAGCAGUCACCAUUUCAUGCGCGUGGACACCUUUGGAUAAACUUCGUAGAAAAGGAAAGGCUGAGGGAGACAUAUUUGUACAGCAGUUAAAUAAUGAUAGAGAGGUUUCAAUAUUUGCGGAUCCCAUCUACGGAGACAUGAUAAAUCUUGAAGAUCCUAAAGAAAGGGUGUACUUUGAGAGUAACAAUGAAGCAGGAACAUCAUUUCUUGUUAUAAAGAACGUUACUAAAGAAGACUCUCGUAGAUUCAAAUGCCGGGUGAAUGGCGGUAAAAUAUCUGACGGGAUAACACUUGAAAUCCUAGAGCCCCCUGUUAAGGAAGUAAGUAAUUUUGUAGCAUCUCCCGGGUAUGAUAAGGCGGAGCUAUCUUGGGAUGCGGUGGUAGGAGCAAUCACCUACAUUGUAAAAUACCAACUUCUUGAUGCUCAACAAUGGGAAAUGGUGGAGGUGGAGAAUCCUAAUGUUACAAUAGAGUAUUUAGAUCCCGCUACUGAAUACAAAGCCUUGGUCUCUGCCUCGAACACUGCUGGAAUAAGGGCUAAUGUUCUACCUGCUGAGAUUGUUUUCAAAACUGGAGGUUUUAAAGCUCCUUGUUUGGCUGGAAACUUCAUGACUAAGACAGGAUGUAAGCAAUGUGGAGAGAACAGUUACAGUAGUGAUGGAGCUUCUUCUUGUAUAAGCUGUCCUGAUGGCCAAGUUUCAGAUGCUGGAUCAAAAACGGUUGCUGAUUGUUACCAUGCACGAUGCUCUGCUGGAGACUUCAUGACUAAGACAGGAUGUAAGCAAUGUGGAGAGAACAGUUACAGUAGUGAUGGAGCUUUUUCUUGUAUAAGCUGUCCUGAUGGUACAGCAGCACCUACUGGAUCAACAUCAGUUGAAGAUUGUCAAUAUGCUCCUUGUUCGGCUGGAGACUUCAUGACUAAGACAGGAUGUAAGCAAUGUGGAGAGAACAGUUACAGUAGUAAUGGAGCUUCUUCUUGUAUAAGCUGUCCUGAUGGCCAAGUUUCAGAUGCUGGAUCAAAAACGGUUGCUGAUUGUUACCAUGCACGAUGCUCCGCUGGAGACUUCAUGACUAAGACAGGAUGUAAGCAAUGUGGAGAGAACAGUUACAGUAGUGAUGGAGCUUCUUCGUGUAUAAGCUGUCCUGAUGGUACUGCAGCACCUACUGGAUCAACAUCAGUUGAAGAUUGUCAAUAUGUUCCUUGUUCGGCUGGAGACUUCAUGACUAAGACAGGAUGUAAGCAAUGUGGAGAGAACAGUUACAGUAGUAAUGGAGCUUCUUCUUGUAUAAGCUGCCCCCCUGCUCAUGUUUCAGCAAAAGGAUCUUCAUCUUUCGAUGACUGUAAACCAAUUACAUGCUUGGCUGGAAACUACAUGACAGAUAGUGGAUGUAAGCAAUGUGGGGAGAACACUUACAGUGCUGAUGGGGCCUCUUCUUGUAUAAGCUGUCCCAACGGCAAAUUCUCUGCCGAAGGCUCUACGUCUAACAAUGACUGCGAAAGCCGCGACACUGACAAACCUGACAUCUCAAUCCAACCAUCUGUGGAGAAUGGACCAAUAAUAUGGCAUCAAACUGUUGUCAUAUCUUGCUCGUGGCCACUUCAUGCGCUUCAUGAAGAUAGAGAACCAGAAAUAUUUGUGCAACGAAGAGAUAACUUUAUAUAUAUAGAAAGUGAUAUCAUUUUGAAUAAAACCAUCUCGCUGAAAGAUCCAGAGCAGCGGGUGUAUUAUGAAGUCAACAAGGAAGAAGGAACAUUAGUUCUUGUUAUCAAGAAUGUCACUAAGGAAGACUCAGGAACCUUCAUGUGUUGGAUGUAUCGUGGCAAGAGAUCUGACCUGGUGAAAGUGGAUAUCUUAGAGCCCCCGAUGAGUGUAACCAAUCUGGUAGCCACUCCCGCAGAAGAUACCGUUAAGUUGACUUGGGAUGCUGUUGGACGGGACACAACCUAUACUGUACAGUACAAACCUAAUGAUGCUGAAGAAUGGACGGAGGUCCAUUCGGUGUUAUCUCAUCUUAAAAUAGAGCAUCUCAUCCCCGCAACUGAGUACAUAGCUAGAGUCUCCGCUGCUAAUUCUGCCGGGAUCAGAGAUGGACUUGUUCCUGUUGAAAUAACUUUCUUUUCAAAAGAAAAGAGGAAGCGGCCUGACUACCGAGGUAAAGACCUUUCACCGAGGAGGGAACCGGAAAAAUCUAACGAAAGACAAAUGGAAUACUUCAACUUCGAACGCUAUUUGGAACUGACCACCGUGGAUAUCUACAAACAAUUAAGGGCCGCAAAUGAAAAGAAAAAAGCUGAACGAUAUAAGCACGAUGGUUUUAACAAGAACGAGAACGUUCUAGUUGAAGUUAUCGAGGAUAAAGUGAAACGAUCAGUAGGUGAUCUGAUUGAGAAGCGGGCGGAUAAUUGCAGAGUUUUUAAUAAGAAAGGCUGGAGUAUUUGUAAAAACUAAAACUCAAUUCAGUUAUAUUUAUUUUUAACAAUAACAUAUUUCAUCGGUGAUCGUAAUGAGAUAAAAACAUUCAGGAUGCUUCUUUUUGUGUAUUGUUUUGUUUUCUUCUCA